Molecule: messenger RNA, 981 nt
Organism: Ascochyta rabiei
Lineage: Eukaryota; Fungi; Ascomycota; Dothideomycetes; Pleosporales; Didymellaceae
Product: Primary-amine oxidase
Exons: 2
Coding region: 1-981 (326 amino acids)
Biological process (GO): amine metabolic process
Molecular function (GO): copper ion binding; quinone binding; primary methylamine oxidase activity
Source: RefSeq, a predicted model, not a curated record
AUGUCGACAGGAGUCGCCACCGACACGGCACCGCAAGCCAUGAAGGCGGUGUCGUCCCAUCCCCUUGCACCACUUUCGGCUUCGGAGAUCACGGCUGCAGCAUCGAUAAUCAGAGCCUCAUGGCCGGCUCACACGGAUUUGCACUUCAAGGUCGUUACUUUGCAGGAACCUCCCAAAGCUCAAGUCCUGCGCUACCUGGAAGCGGAGCACGCUGGAGAGUCACGACCACAUCUGGCGAGGAAAGCUUUCCUCAAUUAUUACAUUAGAAACACCAACAAAUUCCACGAAGCGGUCGUAGAUUUGACGUCAAGGCGUGUCGAACACAAUGUACUACUGGGUCCAUUCAUUCAUGCCAAUGGUGACGGAGACGAGAUCGUGGCUAUUGAAAAGAUUGUUCUAGCCGAUGAGAACGUCCAGGCCGAGAUUGCCAAGUUGCAGCUCCCAGAAGGCACUGUUGUGAUCAGCGACCCUUGGAUAUACGGAUCCGAUGGCGUGAAUGACGAGGACAGACUAUACCAGUGUUUCUUGUACUUGCGGGACCCCAACAACGCGGCCGAAGCUGACUCGAAUCACUACGCCAUGCCAAUUCCAAUCUCACCGGUGCUCAGUACUGAAUCCAUGAAGGUGAUUCGGAUCGAUAUCAUGCCCACCGGAGCCGACAACACAAUCAAGCCAGUCGAGAAGUACAAGGUGCAGCCACCGAACGAAUACAUUCCGGAAGCGCAGGCUCUCCGAACGGACUUGAAGCCACUGAACGUAGUACAACCCGAGGGAGCCAGCUUCAAAGUACAGCAAGAAGGUACUUCGAGUGUCUUAUCGUGGCAGAAAUGGAACUUCAGGGUCGGCUUCAACCAGCGUGAGGGUAUGGUGUUGUAUGAUGUGCGAUACGACAGCCGCCCUCUCUUUUACCGACUGAGUCUGAGCGACAUGAACAUUCCGUACGCCGAUCCGCGUCAUCCUUUCCACAAGAAGAGAAAGUAG